Messenger RNA from Arabidopsis arenosa, 1492 nucleotides. NCBI's taxonomy places the organism in Eukaryota, Viridiplantae, Streptophyta, Magnoliopsida, Brassicales, Brassicaceae. The record is from the annotation of a GenBank genome assembly.
UACAUCACUCUCUAUAUCACCACCGUGAGUAAACAACAACAGCGAAAUGAACGUAGCAAUACCGCAGCCGCCACCUGAAACUAAAGGCGGCGGUUUAAAACCGCAUAUCAUGGUGUUUCCAUAUCCAGCACAAGGCCACUUGCUUCCUCUUCUCGACUUAACCCAUCAACUCUGUCUUCGUGGCCUCACAGUCUCCAUCAUCGUCACUCCUAAAAACCUUCCUUACCUCUCUUCUCUUCUCUCCGCUCAUCCAUCCGCCGUUUCCGUCGUUACUUUACCUUUCCCUCACCAUCCUUUGAUCCCUUCCGGCGUUGAAAACGUUAAAGACCUCGGUGGUUACGGAAAUCCCCUGAUGAUGGCUUCUCUUCGUCAGCUUCGAGAGCCUAUCGUCAACUGGUUAAGUUCUCAUCCCAAUCCACCGGUCGCUCUCAUUUCUGAUUUCUUCCUUGGAUGGACCAAGGAUCUUGGUAUCCCUCGCUUUGCUUUCUUCAGUUCUGGAGCAUUCUUAGCUUCGAUUCUCCAUUUUGUCUCGGACAAGCCUCAUCUCUUUGAAUCAACUGAGCCUGUCUGUUUAUCGGAUCUUCCUCGUUCCCCUGUUUUUAAAACAGAGCAUCUCCCGUCUUUGAUCCCUCAGUCUCCAUCAUCGCAAGAUCUCGAAAGUGUUAAAGACAGUACCAUGAAUUUUUCGAGUUAUGGUUGUAUUUUCAAUACUUGUGAGUGUUUGGAAGAGGAGUACAUGGAGUAUGUGAAGCAGAAUGUGAGUGAGAAUCGGGUUUUCGGUGUUGGUCCGCUUUCUUCAAUCGGGUUACGUAGGGAAGAUUCCGAAUCCAAUGUAGACGCAAAGGCGUUGUUGAGUUGGCUCGAUGGAUGUCCAGAUGAUUCAGUGCUUUACAUCUGCUUCGGAAGUCAAAAGGUAUUAACCAAAGAGCAGUGUGAUGCUCUGGCUCUAGGUCUUGAAAAUAGUAUGACCCGGUUCGUUUGGGUGGUUAAGAAAGACCCGAUACCCGAUGGGUUCGAGGAUCGGGUCGCAGGUCAAGGAAUGAUUGUUAGAGGGUGGGCUCCUCAAGUGUUUAUGUUGAGUCAUGUGGCGGUUGGCGGGUUUUUAAGUCACUGCGGAUGGAACUCGGUGCUCGAAGCAAUGGCUAGUGGAAAAAUGAUCUUGGCUUGGCCCAUGGAAGCAGACCAGUUUGUAGAUGCGAGGUUGCUAGUGGAGCAUAUGGGUGUGGCGGUUAGUGUAUGUGAAGGGGGUAAGACUGUGCCUGACCCGCAUGAGUUGAGUCGGGUCAUAGGUGAAACAAUGGGUGAGCGUGGAUGCGAGGCGCGUGCUCGGGCUAAGGAGAUGGGACAGAAGGCACAAGCUGCAACUGAAGCAGGAGGAAGCUCUACCGCUGAUUUAGAAAGACUUGUCAAAGAAUUGAGCUCUCUAUAAAGAUAUGAUUCUAAAUGAAUAAAGCAUUUUAAAAGGUUUAUCCAAUAAAAAAGUGUUUUCAUU